AUGUCUCAAUUUGACUGUGCCAAGGCCACUUCGUACCUCAAGGACUACCCCAAGAAGGACGGGUUGUCCGUGCAACAAUUGAUCGACUCGUCCAACUUCGGGGGGUUGACCUACAAUGACUUUUUGAUUUUGCCUGGUUUGAUCAACUUUCCUGCCUCGCAAGUGCUGAUCGAAGCCAAGUUGACCAAGAAGAUCACCUUGAAGGCUCCCUUCGUGUCGUCGCCUAUGGACACCGUUACCGAGCUGGAAAUGGCCAUCCACAUGGCGUUGUUGGGGGGUAUUGGUAUCCUCCACCACAACUGCACUCCUGAAGAACAGGCUGAGAUGGUGAAGAAGGUGAAGAAGUACGAAAACGGCUUCAUCAACGACCCCAUCGUCAUCGGCCCCGACUUCACCGUGGCUGACGUGAGAAAGAUGAAGAAGGACCUCGGGUUCUCGUCGUACCCCGUGACUGUUGACGGUAAGGUGGGCGGCAAGCUCGUGGGUAUCAUCACCUCGCGUGAUAUCCAAUUCAUCGACGACGACUCGCUCAAGGUCGAGACCGUCAUGACCAAGGACCUCAUCACCGCCAAGAAGGGCAUCUCGUUGUCGGAAGGUAACGAGUUGUUGAGAUCGCUGAAGAAGGGUAAGUUGCCCAUUGUCGACGACAACGGCAACCUCGUGUCGCUCAUCUCGUUGACCGACUUGCUCAAGAACCAGGAAUACCCCAACGCCUCCAAGUCGUUCGACUCCAAGCAAUUGUUGUGUGGUGCCGCCAUCGGUACCAUCGACUCUGACCGCGUGCGGUUGGAAAAGCUUGUCGACGCUGGUCUUGACGUCGUUGUCAUCGACUCGUCGAACGGGUCGUCGGUCUUCCAGCUCGACAUGAUCAAGUGGAUCAAGCUGACCUACCCUCACUUGCAAGUGAUCGCCGGUAACGUUGUCACCAGAGAACAAGCCGCUUUGCUUAUCGAAGCCGGUGCCGAUGGUUUGAGAAUCGGUAUGGGUUCGGGUUCGAUCUGUAUCACCCAAGAAGUGAUGGCCUGUGGUCGUCCUCAAGGUACUGCCGUCUACAACGUCACCGAGUUCGCCAACAAGUUUGGUGUCCCCUGUAUGGCUGACGGUGGUAUCGGUAACAUUGGUCACAUCACCAAGGCCCUCGCUCUCGGUGCUCUGACUGUGAUGAUGGGUGGUUUGCUCGCCGGUACCUCGGAAACCCCCGGUGACUACUUCUACCGUGACGGCAAGAGAUUGAAGGUGUACAGAGGUAUGGGUUCGAUCGACGCCAUGCAACAAACCGCGACCAACGCCAACGCCUCGACCCUGAGAUACUUCUCGGAAUCCGACAAGGUGUUGGUGGCCCAAGGUGUGUCUGGUUCGGUCGUCGACAAGGGUUCGAUCACCAAGUUCGUGCCUUACUUGUACAACGGGUUGCAACACUCGUUGCAAGACAUUGGUGUCAAGCUGUUGGAUGAAUUGAGAAAGAACACCGACAACGGCGACGUCAGAUUCGAAUUCAGAACCGCCUCGGCUCAAUUGGAAGGUGGCGUGCACGGUCUCCACUCCUACGAAAAGAGAUUGCACAACUAG
Messenger RNA from Diutina rugosa, 1569 nucleotides. RefSeq names its product IMP dehydrogenase (gene IMH3). Lineage: Eukaryota; Fungi; Ascomycota; Pichiomycetes; Serinales; Debaryomycetaceae. Bases 1 to 1569 code for a protein of 522 amino acids. Gene Ontology annotation, cellular component: cytoplasm. Gene Ontology annotation, molecular function: IMP dehydrogenase activity. Gene Ontology annotation, biological process: GTP biosynthetic process. The record is from RefSeq and is a predicted model, not a curated record. The transcript is spliced from 2 exons.